AUGUCCGGCGAGGAAGACGCAACCGUCAGGGAGCCACUAGAUCUAAUUCGCUUGAGUCUCGACGAGAGAAUCUAUGUCAAGCUCAGAUCAGACCGCGAGCUUCGCGGCAAGCUUCACGCGUUUGAUCAGCAUUUGAAUAUGAUACUGGGUGAUGUUGAAGAAGUUAUCACAACAGUAGAAAUCGAUGACGAGACAUACGAAGAGAUUGUCCGGACGACAAAGCGCACGAUUCAGUUUCUAUUUGUGAGAGGAGAUGGAGUGAUAUUGGUGUCUCCACCACUGAGGACAGCCUGA
Microthlaspi erraticum is the source of this 294-nucleotide messenger RNA. The record is from the annotation of a GenBank genome assembly. Lineage: Eukaryota; Viridiplantae; Streptophyta; Magnoliopsida; Brassicales; Brassicaceae.